Carlito syrichta (Philippine tarsier) is the source of this 1710-nucleotide messenger RNA. It is a transcript of the gene CUNH17orf47, whose product is annotated as chromosome unknown C17orf47 homolog. NCBI's taxonomy places the organism in Eukaryota, Metazoa, Chordata, Mammalia, Primates, Tarsiidae. The record is from RefSeq and is a predicted model, not a curated record.
AUGGCCAAGACAAACAAAACUGGGUCUAAGGUAGCAGUGUCAGCACAGAGAGGGCCAAUUAGCACAAAGCAUCCGCAGGGACAUGGGUACAUUGCUGCAGCAUCCCUGAGCUCUUCUCCCCAGCGAAAUGCUGCAACAUCCCUGAGCUCUUCUCCCCAGCAAAGAUCAGAAGCUGCACAUCCCACCAACCCCUAUUCGACAUCAGACUAUACUCAAUCUGUCUCCCUCCAGUCAGGGCCUGGCUUCUAUGCAGCACCCACACCUCAGAGAACUGAGAGCCGACCAAGAACAGAAGCAUCCCGCCAUCAAAAAAGCCAGCAAGCUCAGACAACGACUUUCUAUGUUGCAAGCACACAACGGAAUGUUAGUCCGUUUAGAGAGGGAGCAAUACAAAGAAGUAGUGAGAACAAACCAGGGUAUGAGGCCGGCCAUCGUGCCUCAUCAAGCCCAGAUGCCAGAUCCUCUCGUCGAUUGAGUUUUCUAGACCAGAAGGAUAACUCACAAUCACAAAUCAUACAAGAUGACCCACCCUCCAAGGUCCAGAACCCCCAAGGGGUCAAAGUUCCCCGUAGGAUUUCAGCUUACCAAAAGGAUGUAGCAGUACAAACUGAGCCCAUCCGAAGGACUUUGACUACUAGUGAGAUCAGAUCUUCAAGGCGUCUCUCUAGCCCAGAGCACGGCAGCAGCCCUGACUCUGCAGGCCAUCAGACAGCCCAGAGAGGGCUCUCUGGAGAAGAGCCAGGAAUGAGUCCAUAUAGCUCAACUCCGUCAGAACGCAAGAACUUGUAUAAGAAUAUGAACUUGGAAUCAUCCCUCAAACUCUCUGUCCUUAGAAAGUCAGAUGAUGAAAAGCAAGUUUCUGCGUGGUCAAACCCUGAGUCUUUCUACAGCCCCUCUGUCCAUUCUGAAACCAAGCCCUCUGCAAAGGUCUUAAUAUCAGAGGUGGAGUCCGAUGUGAGGUCCUUAACCCGAGGAGGCAGUGAGGUCGGCCGCAGGGUCACUAUCUCCUCAGGGGAACAGUCAGUACAGUCAACUCACUAUGCAUCAGCUAGAUCAGUGUCGGAGGACCCUUCAAAAUCUUCCAUGUAUGUCACUCCAGAGCCCAUCUAUAAACAGCAAACCUCCAAACUUCCAGAAGCUACCUCUAUGUCCCCAGGACCCUCACAAGAGCCCUCCAUCCAUGCAGAACUGGAACUGACUCCUCGGCCCUUACCCCCUCGGUCCUUACCUAGGUACGAGCCCAACUCCUCAUGGUGGGCUUUGCUGAAUUCUGAAGUUGAAACAUCCCAAAGCUGGCCAGUAACACCUGAUUUUGAGCCUAAGUCCUCUCCUUCCCUAGACCCUUUAUCGUCCCUUUUUGAAAUGGACUCAAGCCCUUUCUGUGAGGAUCUAAUGUUCCAGAGAGAAAAGGCAAGCUCACCACCAUCAUCAAAGGAGCCUUCCAGUUGGGCACCAUUGAGGAAAGUGCCACAGGUUCCCAAGUACACCUGCAAACAACCCAUUCAAAGGUUCAGUGCUUUCUUCUUGGAUGUCUCUGAGGAAAUGUUCAAUCGUGUCAUCUGGUGGCUAAAAGGUCUGUGCUUUUCCCUCCUGUGGGCCCAUUGUGGGGGGUUGGGGGUUCGGAGCACAGGUGGGUGGUGUCUAUUUGUCUAUAGAGCUGGGUCCUUUAGGAGAUACAUGCUGGAGUGUCAUUUCUCUGGGGCUUCUUAG